This is a messenger RNA of Ruditapes philippinarum (Manila clam), 3968 nucleotides long. RefSeq names its product dentin sialophosphoprotein-like. Bases 212 to 2557 code for a protein of 781 amino acids. The transcript is spliced from 5 exons. NCBI's taxonomy places the organism in Eukaryota, Metazoa, Mollusca, Bivalvia, Venerida, Veneridae. The record is from RefSeq and is a predicted model, not a curated record.
GCAAAGACGAGAAAAACGUGUUAAUCUAUUUAACGUUUCGUUUCGCAUGGUUUAAAUUCGUUCCUCUUUUACCGCGACUGGAGUUUUGGGAAGACGGUAACGAAAGUGUCGCUAACGUGAAUGGACGUGUGUUCUGUAGUCGCCCACAUUUAAUUGGUUCGUGAUAAUUAAUAGAUCGUGUAAGAAGUUAGUGAAAAUUGUUUUGUAAAUAAUGAAAGGAGGAACAGACCAGAAGGUAUCGGGACAAUACAGCAAUAUGACCUACAGCAGUAAAUAUUUACCCAGAAUUGAUGCUGAAAAAGGAUUUGAUGCUCACGAAGCCAUAUUAAAAGCGAACGCACGGACGAAAAAAUGGAUCGCACAUUCUGUGGCAGUGGGCAGUGUGGCUGUGUUGACCCUUGCCGGGAUCAUGGUGGGACUUUAUUUGUCGGGAAACUUAAAAGACGAAAAGCAAGAACUGCCGGUGGUAGAAGAGAAUGCAUUGGCUGGACGGGGUGACGCUCUAACUGGCGGGGCGAUGGCUGGAGGAGCAGACAAAAGAAAACUUGACGGAAGUUUGAACGCCUUGGGCGGGAUUGCGGCAACUACACAAAGACCGACGCCCCCGCCACCGGUACAAAAUAACUUUGAUGCUGGUUUAGUAUUAGCAGCGUCUGGUACAGAUGUUAUCGAAAAUGUCCAAGACACCGUUAGUGAUAUUUCAGAAAACAUGAACGAGGCAGUCAGCAAUGCUGCUGAUACAGUGGCUGAUGUCGCUGAUACAGCGGCUGAUAUCGUCGGCGAUCUUCUUGAGAUGCCCGGUGAAAUGGCUGAACACGCAGGGGAACUACUUGGUGAUUUAGAUAAUUCAAUGAUGGAAACCCUGAAUGAAAUGUCAGAAAAUGUGAAUGAUAACGUCGAAGAAAUGAUAGAAAACCAACAGUCAUUAACAGAAUCGGACGCAUUAAGCAUGGAAGACCUUCUAGAAACAAUGGAAGAUCAAGUUGAAAAUGCCCUAGAACUUCUAACCGAGCCUAACGAACUUAUUGAGGAAAUUCUUGAGCAAGCAGGAGAUGUAAAUGAUGAUUCCAAUGACAGUGACAGUAGCGAAUCAAAUGACGAUGACAGUGACAGUAAGGAUGAUGAUGGUGACGACGAUAGUGAUAGCAGUGAUGAUGACGAUGAAAGUAAUAGCAAGGAUGAUAAUGAUGAUGAUGACAGUGAUAACAGCAGCGAUGACAGUGAUGAUAAAGAUGAUGACAGUGAUGAUAACAGCGAAGAUAAUGACGAAAACGAUAGUAAAAGCGAUGAUAGUGACAGUGAUGACAACGAUGAUGAUGACGAUAGUAAAAGUGACGACAGUGAUGAUAGUAAGGACGACAGCAAAGACGAUUCAAAUGAUGAUAGCAAGGAUAGCGACGAUAGUGACAGCAAAGACAGCGACGAUAGUGACAGCAAAGAUAGCAAUGAAAGUGACAGCAAAGAUAGUGACGAUGAUGAUAGCAAAGACAGCGACGAUAGCGACAGCAAAGAUAGCGAUGAUAGUGACAGCAAAGAUAGCGACGACAGCGACAGCAAAGAUAGCGAUGAUAGUAAAAGCAAAGAGAGCGACAGCAAAGAUAGCGACGAUAGUGACAGUAAAGAAAGCGAGGAUAGCGACAGCAAAGAUAGCGACGAAAGUGACAGCAAAGAUAGCGACGAAAGUGACAGCAAAGACACUAAUGAUGACGGUCGAGAAACUGAUGAUAUAAGCGAUAUAUUUGAAGAAAUUUUCGACAGCAAAGAUAUUCCUGAUGAUGUAAAAAGCACUUCAGAGGAUAAUGAUGAUAAAGAAGACAAAAAUGAUAAAGAUGACUCUGCCACUAAAGAUUCAGAUGAUUCUAGUUCCGAUUCCCUUUCUAAAAGAUUUGAAUUUCCUUCUUCAAAAGCAGACGACAGCGAUGACAGCGGCUUACUUUCUAUUCUUUCUAACAAGCGUUCAAAUGACGAAGAUUCGGAUUUAACGGAAAGGAUUCUUGAGACGACUUCCGGUGUUCUCAGUGGAAGAUUACCAGAAACACAGGAUUCAGAAGACGUAGAUAUUGGAGAAAGAUUUAGUUUUCAAAACCCAUUAUCAAAUAUAGAUAUUUCAGACAGAAUAAGUGACGGUGUUGACACAAUGCGAGACUAUACAAACAUGGAUGAUUCUGGUUUCCCAAAUCUAAGUUAUGAUUUUCAAAACCCAGUUAGUCACGUCAACGACUUUGUAAGUGACAUUUCGGACACGUUCCAAAAUACGGUUAAACAGGCGAGUGAAUUUGUUAGUGAUUUUUCGGACACAUUUCAAAAUCCAAUGAGUCACGUGGGCGAAUUUGUAAGUGAUAUUUCGGAUACGUUCCCUGAUCGCCCAGCACCGGAUUUCUCUCUCCCAGAGUUUACAUUAGACACGUCUUCUUAUUUCACGAACCAAAACGAGAAUUCUGAUCAUUGGUUAAAUGGUGGUUUGAGCACAUUCGAUAACAGCCCAUCUAAUUUUGGUAACAAUGAGGAGAGUGAGGAAUUCCAUUCCGAAAAUGAAGAAUCUUCGUGGGACGAUUAAUUUAUGUAACCUUAUUUAAUUUGAGGACAGGUCUCUGAAUGACUAUUUAAUUAUUGGAAGUGCAUGGAUUUUAAGUAGGCUGAGUAAGACUCGCAUAAAGCAAACUUGUGUUAUGAAAGUCCUAUUUAUUUAUGAAUUGAUAUUUAUUUUUUUAUAUUAAAACAAAACCAAAGAUAACCAUUUUAAGCAUAGCUUAGAGGACAAAAUUAUUUUUGAAGAGGAAAAAUGCAUUCCUACUAGUGUAAAAGCAUAAUUGAUUAUGUAUUUUUUUCUGUCUUUCAAGAAAGUAAAUUAAUCAAUUAUUUAAAUAUUUUAAGAUGAACGGAAUUUUGCAUCUAGUUAAUGAUGGUCCAAUGCCUAUAUAUAGUUACAAAUUUAUGACUUGUGGUCACAGGUAUAAAUUUAUAACUUGUGGCGUUUUUAUGAAGUGAUGGUGAUUCAUUUAUUUCAACAUUUAAGUUCUUGCUCGUAUUUGUUUGUUUCAACGUAUUUGUUUGUUUCAACGAUAAGAUUUUUUUAUAUUUUUUUCUCCGACACAAACUGGUUAAAACUUGUUUUCGGCCCGUAUGCUUACAAUAAUUUUUUGCGAAUUUACAUAUUUUACUUUGCAUAUACAUGUACUUUAAAUUUUCUUGUCAACACCAAGGAGAAAACAACAAUGUUAUUUCAAAAUUUCUUUGUUUUUAUACCUUUAUAAAAAAUCUGACAAUUAACUGACAAUUGUAACUAGUAUAUUUGGGCUUUUUGAUUUAUUAAUACGUCGGCUAAACGACGUAAUUCAUAGUUGUUGUUUUUUUGGAUAUGAUAUAUCAAAAUCAGACAAGUAUCCUGCUGACAUUUGAAUGGAUUUGAUCAGAAUUAGUAAAAUAGUAACUUACUGGGAUUACAAUAUCAAAAUACACCGUCGACUCCCGUUAUCUCGAAGUCAUCGAGACCGUCUAAAGAUGUCGAGAUAACGAAAUGUCGAGGUAAACGUAUUAGAGUUUGAACAAGAAAGAAACUCAUAUUAUUAUCAUUAUUACAAAAAAAUGAGCUAAAACAACAUAGAUCCUAGAGAGACAUCAGCAGAUGUAGGCUCGUUUUAAACGCUUAUUUCGAACUUUUAUAGUAACUUUUUAAAGUAAAUACAAAAAUGUACGGAAACAAGUCUAGUAAAAAGGAUGAUUUGUCCUAGAGCUUUUUAUUUUGCUUUAUUAUCAAACAUAAUGAUUAGGUUUGAGGAAAAUAUUGCUUUUCUAGCUUCAAAACUGACUUUCUUUUGACUAAUCAUCUGAUUUUAAGGUAUAGAAUGGUGGCCGGUUCCUGCUUAAAAUAUAUUUUCGUCACAUUUGUAAUAUUUCUUAUGAUGUUUUAAUCAUGUUUGCUGAAGUAACAGUCCAAAUUUUUUGUUAAAUAAAUCUGUUAAAAAUGA